AUGACCACGGCGGCUCUGACAGCUGGACUGGAGCGUAUCCCGGACCAGCUCGGCUACUUGGUUAUCAGUGAGGACGGAGUUCUAGCUUCUGCAGGUGAGCUUGAGAAUGACGAACACACAGCUAGUGUGAUGAUGCAGAUGGUGCGAACAGCAAGCCGCUUUAUGCUCUCGGGAUCAGUGGAUGUUCCCUUUAAACGCAUGUCAGUGAUCAUGGAUGACUUUGUUUACACAGUGACCGUUUCUGCUCAGAAAGUUUUUGUGGUCAAACGGCAACAAAACCAGCGAGAACCAGUCAAUUUGCAUCAUUACUACGCAAUAUUUAAGUUGUGUUUAGCAGAAUUAAGCUCCUGCGUUACACUGACACCAUCUACAAGCUUUGAUGGUGUCACCAGCUGA
Molecule: messenger RNA, 396 nt
Organism: Knipowitschia caucasica
Lineage: Eukaryota; Metazoa; Chordata; Actinopteri; Gobiiformes; Gobiidae
Source: the annotation of a GenBank genome assembly